CAGGGCUGCAGGUGUUAAUUUGAGGAUUUUAUUAGGUGUUGACAGCAGAAACAUGAGGAUCCAGUGCUUCCUCCUCCUGGUGGCCCUCCUGGCUCUGGGGCACCAGCUGCCUGCUGUCGCUGGCAGGAGAAAAGGAGAGAAAGCUGGGGGCUGUCCGCCAGAUGAUAAGCCCUGCCUCCCAGUUCCUGACCAGUGCACUGGCGACAGCCAAUGUCCCUCAGGCAAGAAGUGCUGUUCCCAAGCUUGUUUCCGCCAGUGUGUCCGCAAGGUCUCAGUAAAGCCAGGCAACUGCCCUAAGGACCAAAUGCACUGCCUCAGCCCUGUGCAUCACCUGUGUAAUCGUGACUCUGACUGCCCAUUCAGGAAGCGGUGUUGCCUAGGUGCCUGUGGCCGGGACUGCCGGAAUCCUGUCAAAGGCUAAUUUUGGUUUAAGAUCAUGACUGCAGCCCAGUGGGAAGAGCCAAGGACCUGAGCACCCAAAGAGCAUUAUUUCUGCCAAGGUUCUACCAGAUAGACACUGACCCGCAGUGACCUCCCAGCAACACAUUUGCUCUGGCUCCUCCUGCUGGGGGUCCAGGUCCACAGCCUUACCUGAACUUCAUCACCCUGGGACCCCAGACCACUGUGGUGCUGAGCUUCCUACCCUGCCAUGUAUUCAUUUUCAGAUCUCUCCACACAUUCUACAUUCUGAUUCUUCCGCCUAAAUGCACAACUCAGGGACCCCUGUUUGUUGGGUCCAGCACCCAGAAUGCAAGUCCUAGCAGAAUCUCUAAACAUCAGGCCAUUCUCACACAUAAACUUUCAGGAUCUUCCUCUUACCUGCAAAACAUCACAUGAUGCACGCUGUCUGUACUGCUUAUUUAAUGCUUCAUUUUAAAUGAUUCACUUUUGUAUAUAACUGCAUUUCAGUGGAAGACGAUAGUCAAGAUCACUAGCCACACAUAGAGCGUAAUUGUAAAAAGAAAUUCAAUGAAAACAGCUCAUUUCCAACAAAUUAAAUUGUAUCCAAUUAAAUACUAUUAAACUCUAACUGGAUGAAACCUC
Messenger RNA from Cavia porcellus (domestic guinea pig), 1044 nucleotides. RefSeq names its product WAP four-disulfide core domain 5 (gene Wfdc5). The coding region runs from base 53 to 421 and encodes 122 amino acids. Gene Ontology annotation, cellular component: extracellular region. The transcript is spliced from 4 exons. Lineage: Eukaryota; Metazoa; Chordata; Mammalia; Rodentia; Caviidae. The record is from RefSeq and is a predicted model, not a curated record. Gene Ontology annotation, molecular function: serine-type endopeptidase inhibitor activity.